AUGGCAAGGCUGAGGUUUGUGUUAUGUGCAAUCCUAAUCCUUCUCAACACAAUAAAUAGCAAUGCUGCUGGGCCUAACCAAAAGACCCUCUUUGUGUUUGGGGAUUCACUUUUUGAUCCAGGAAAUAAUCAAUACCUUAACAGUAGCAUGACAGUGCCAUCAACUAGAUGGCCUUAUGGAGAAACCUACUUCAAGAAUCCCACUGGAAGGUUCUCUGAUGGACGCCUAGUCCCUGAUUUCAUAGCACAAUUUGCAAAUUUGCCUAUACUUGCACCUUACUUGCAACAUGGUGCCGAACAAUUCAUACAUGGGACUAAUUUUGCAUCAGCUGGAGCUGGAGUCCUUGCUCACAAUGAUUCAACAAUCAAUCUUUCAACACAAUUGAACCACUUCAAGGCUGUAGUGAAGUCACUAAGACAAAAACUAGGUGAUAAAAAGGUCAACAGAGUUUUGAACAAUGCUGUGUACUUGUUUAGUAUGGGAGGCAAUGAUUACUUCAGCCUUCUCAACCAAAACCUCAAUGUCACUCAGUCAUACCAAACCCAAUAUGUCAAGAUGGUGAUUGGCAGCUUGACCAAUACACUGAAGGAAGUUUAUAUUCUAGGAGGCAGAAAAAUAGCAUUUCAAAACGUUGGGCCUUUGGGUUGUGUGCCAAUUGCUAGAGAAAGGAACCCUCAAGUGGGUGGUAGCUGUGAUGAAGUAGCAUCAGCAAUGGCAAGACAACACAACAAAGCUCUAUCUGUAGCACUGAAGAAAUUAGAGAGCACAUUACCGGGAUUCAAGUAUUCGAUGUUUGAUUACUAUAGUGCACUUUUGGACAAAGUUAACAACCCUUCUAAAUAUGGAUUUAAGGAAGGCAAGGAAGCUUGCUGUGGUCAUGGAGCAUAUGGAGCAUUUGGGUGUGGAGGAGGAUUCAGUGGGAAAGAAAAUUUUGAGGUAUGCCAUAACACUGCUGAAUAUGUGUGGUUUGAUGGAGCCCAUACUACUGAGAGAGCAAACCGCCAAUUAGCAGAGUUAAUAUGGAAUGGACCACCAAUGAUUACGGGACCGUACACUGUGAAGCAACUAUUUGGAUAUACAAAAUAG
Messenger RNA from Abrus precatorius (Indian licorice), 1086 nucleotides. Its product is annotated as GDSL esterase/lipase 1-like. The transcript is spliced from 5 exons. The record is from RefSeq and is a predicted model, not a curated record. Lineage: Eukaryota; Viridiplantae; Streptophyta; Magnoliopsida; Fabales; Fabaceae. Gene Ontology annotation, molecular function: hydrolase activity, acting on ester bonds. Bases 1 to 1086 code for a protein of 361 amino acids.